Messenger RNA from Ilex paraguariensis (yerba mate), 1386 nucleotides. The record is from the annotation of a GenBank genome assembly. NCBI's taxonomy places the organism in Eukaryota, Viridiplantae, Streptophyta, Magnoliopsida, Aquifoliales, Aquifoliaceae.
AUGUUGAGGAGGGGUUUGAAAGCAGAUUCAGUUACAUUGUGUACUUUGGUUAAAGGUAUAUGUAAGGAGGGGAAGGUUUUGAGUGCAGUUCAGUUUCUUGAUAAAAUGACUGAAGAGAAAGUUGAAGUAAAGGUGCCCUCAUAUAGCAUGGUCAUUGAUUCUCUUUGCAAAGAUGGGUUGAUGAAUGAGGCACUUGAUUUUUUCUCCGACAUGAUUCAUGAAUGUAUUACCCCAGAUGUCAUUGUUUACAGUUGUUUAAUUGACGGUUUGUGUAGUUCAGGCCGGUUGAAAGAAGCUGCGAGACUUUUUGAUGAAAUGGUUGGCCGAGGGAUUUCUGCCGAUGUAGUAACAUAUAGUUCUUUGAUUCAUGGUUUUUGUCAGCUGGAUUUGUGGAAGGAAGCUACAAGAAUUUUUGAUAAAAUGGUUGGACAAGGGAUUUCACCAGAUGUUGUAACAUUUACGAUAUUAAUAGAUUGUCUCUGUAAAAAGGGGAUGGUGGGAGAAGCUAGGAUGGUGUUUGACCUGAUGAUUCUGCUAGGCAAGAAGCCUAAUGAAUUUACGUAUAAUUCGCUGAUUUAUGGAUUAUGUUUGACAGGUAGCUUGGAUGAAGCAGCAGAGCUGUUUAAGUCAAUGGAACACAGAGGUCUUGAACAGGAUGUUACUUGCUACAAUACAUUGAUUAAUGGGUAUUGUAAAGGUCGGGCAACUGAUGGAGCUAUGCGCCUCUUUCAGGAAAUGCAUGAGAAGGGGCUGAAGACCACCACUGUAACUUACAGCACACUAAUAGGAGCACUCUGCCAGGCAGAAAGCGUUAAAACCGCAAAGGGACUAUUCAAUGAGAUGCAAACUUGUGGGUUAUCUCCAAAUUUGUGUUCAUAUUCUAUACUGUUAAAUGGGCUCUGCAAAAAUGGACAGCUCGAAGAGGCAAUGGAUGUAUUUAGGUCUAUUAAGAGUGCUGGGCUUGAAACUAAUAAUGAAUUUUUCAACACACUCAUUGAUGGGAUGUGCAGAGUUGGUAAAAUAGCAGCAGCGAAGGAACAGUUUGAUGAAAUCUUGAAGAAAGGUAUGGUGCCUGAUAUUGUAUCAUAUAACAUAAUGAUCAAUGGCCUCUGCAGGAAUGGGAUGUUGUCGGAGGCCAGUAAAUUGUUCUUGCGGAUGGAAGAGGAGGGUUGCUUCCCAGCUGCCAUUUCAUUUAACAUCAUCAUUCGAGAUUUUCUCCAAGAAAAUGAGAUCACCAAAGCAAUGCAGUUCUUUAAAGAGAUGUGUAAUAAAAAUUUCUUGCCUAAUGAAGCAGUCAGUUCGACAUUACUACACCAUGUGUUGGUGAAUAAACAAUGUCAAACGGCCCUCGAGUCACUUUCUAAUUCUCGUCAGAAAGAUUUGUGA